Oxyura jamaicensis (ruddy duck) is the source of this 2604-nucleotide messenger RNA. RefSeq names its product TATA-box binding protein associated factor 8 (gene TAF8). The transcript is spliced from 8 exons. Gene Ontology annotation, cellular component: transcription factor TFIID complex. The record is from RefSeq and is a predicted model, not a curated record. Gene Ontology annotation, biological process: transcription initiation at RNA polymerase II promoter. NCBI's taxonomy places the organism in Eukaryota, Metazoa, Chordata, Aves, Anseriformes, Anatidae. Gene Ontology annotation, molecular function: protein heterodimerization activity. Bases 30 to 941 code for a protein of 303 amino acids.
CAUGCGCACGGCGCCGCCUUACCUGCAAGAUGGCCGACACGGCACCCGGAGGUUCCAGCACGAGGUCGGGCAGCAAGCACGCAACCACACCGGCGGAUAACUAUUACCUGGCUCGGAGGAGGACCCUGCAGGUGGUGGUCAGCUCCCUGCUCACCGAAGCCGGCUUUGAGAGCGCUGAAAAGGCUGCGGUGGAGACGCUGACGGAGAUGUUACAGAGCUAUAUUUCUGAAAUUGGAAGGAGCGCCAAGUCUUACUGUGAACACACAGCCAGAACCCAGCCUACGCUCUCCGAUAUAGUGGUUACUUUAGUGGAAAUGGGGUUCAAUGUUGAAACGCUUCCUGCAUAUGCAAAGCGCUCCCAGAGGAUGGUCAUCACUGCCCCUCCUGUGACAAACCAGCCCGUGACUCCCAAAGCCCUGACAGCUGGACAGAACAAGCCGCAUCCAUCCCACAUCCCUGGCCAUUUUCCUGAGUUUCCAGAUCCUCACACCUACAUCAAGACACCAACAUACCGAGAGCCGGUAUCUGAUUACCAAGUCCUACGGGAAAAGGCAGCAUCUCAAAGGCGUGAUGUGGAAAGAGCUCUCACACGCUUCAUGGCUAAGACGGGAGAAACACAGAGUCUCUUCAAAGAUGACGUUAGCACGUUCCCAUUGAUUGCUGCCAGGCCUUUCACUGUACCCUACCUGACAGCUCUUCUCCCCUCCGAGCUGGAAAUGCAACAAAUGGAAGAAACAGAUUCAUCUGAACAAGACGACCAGACAGACACAGAGAACCUUCCCCUGCAUAUGAGCACGGAUGAUUCAGGACCUGAAAAAGAGAACGCUUCAGUGUUACAGCAGAACACCUCCCUGUCUGGCAGCCGGAAUGGGGAAGAGAACAUGAUAGACAAUCCUUACCUCCGGCCAGUGAAAAAGCCCAAGAUUCGCAGAAAGAAGUGAACCGUAGUCAGCUGGCUGCUAAAAUAAAAAGGAGCCCAGUUCUCUGACUGUUCUGGGGGUCACCUCUGCUGCUGCGGGUGAGAGGCAUCACGGAGCAAGACAGGAGAGGCAAUCCCAUGGAGUGGCAGAAGCAGAGGAAUGAUCUCUGUCUGCCUAGCGAACUACACUCUCAUCAUGGUUUGCAGUGCUCCCUCUUUCCCCUCCGCUGUCCUGCUGACUUGGAAUGGUCAAUGGUCAAUUGCCUUAAAAGCGGUGAAGGCCACCAGGUUACAGAUGGGAAUUGUCUCGUUUACUUUGCUUUGUCUCACUGUCGGAGAGAUUUGCUCUCUGAAGAGGCAAGGGACACAAAGGUUCUUGCAGCACAGUGCUUCCCAGCAGGCUCUACAGAACACAAAGGCAUAAUUCAUUUCUGGCUGUCUCACAGGCUAGAAGAGAAACUUCUGCAAUCAACCCUGUCUGGCCUUAUAAUCUAAGGAGCAUGAAUUAGGAGACAGAAAAAUCCCAGAGAGGUUUCUUUCUUUGGGUUGUUGGCAGGUAAAAGCAAACAGACUUCUUUUAUAAACAAAAGGCAUCUGAUGUGCUGGUAAGAGAGUGAAGUGUAAAUAGCGAGCUAAGAUGGCAUUUUAUUCUCACUUUUCUGACUGCAGCUGCACUUCUAACUUAAAAGCGCUAAGUGUGGUGUUUACCCUGCUCUGCUUUGAGAUUAUUUUCUAGCAGUAUGAAUAGCAAGAUGUAACAGCUGCUUCAGGCUAUUUUUCAGUUCUAUUGUUAGUUUCAACACAGCACAAGUCCUUUGAGAGUUCAUGCCUCCACCAGCUGUUUUGGAAGAUGCUUGCUGAAAAACUUGGAAUAUGGAAUAAAGCUGUAUUGAUUACAGUCUGCAGGGCCAUGCUAUUGAUCACACUUUUUAAUCGUGUCACUUCUCGGAUAUGAGCUUUUAUCAACAGAAGUUGCUCUUUUUUUUUUCUUUUUUUUUUCCCCAGAGAAGAGCCUUUAUUGCAGAAGUGAAAAUAACUGCUGGUGGGAGUGUUGUAAUUGUUAUCCAGUUCUGGAGGCCUUUCUUUUAAUUUUCAUUCAGCCUUUACUUAGGGAAAAUAUGGGUUGAAUUCCUUUGACAAAAGACUUCUGUUGUUUGAUCCAGUCCCCCACGCAUGAUGAAAUGAUGUGGAUUCUGCAGUCCAUACUAUCCAUCAGCUUUUUCUCCUUCAUGCAAGUCUGUUCGGAAGGGAAGAUUGCUUUAAGCAGUAGUCAAGAUUGCACUUCUGUCAAGAUUGCACUUCUGUGGUGCUGAGAGAGGCAGUAAAGACUGGCUGCUACAGAUUACCAGACAGUUAAUUGCUUCCUGGAGUAGUAUCAGAGUGCAGGAAGUCUUUCGCAGUCACUGGGAAGAUCAGAGUUGUGUUGUGUGUACAUGUUCACCACCGUUCAGUGAAGACAUCCCCCUUCCCCCAUCACCCAGGGACCAGGAAGACAAGGAGGAAUUCUUUCAGUGAGAAUAGAAGUGUUCCUGCCAAACAAUCUGAAAUAGUAUCUAGCAAAAAAAAGUCCUGCAUGUGCCACUGCCACUUUUGCUGGUGCCUUGGUCGUACAGAAUAAAAAAUGUACAAAGAUAUUGUAUAUAUAUAUAUAUAUGUGUAUAUAUAAAAAUUUAUAUCUUUUUUUA